CCAUCAUUAAUCUAAUAGCUUUACGGGGUAAACUUAGCAAUUCCCCAUAACUGACUGUACUCCACCUACGGAGGAAUAUUCUACAAUACCUACCAAUCCAGCCUCUCCUACAAUCACGCAAUUCUGAAUUUUUGAUCGCUAACUACUGCACACCGACGUCGCGGCACGACAUUGUUCCCUCGCGCGAUCCCCAUCGCCAUCGCCGAUUGUUAUCGCUCGCAGCGUGGAAUCCGCCCCUUCCUCCAUGCACCUAUCGCCAUCGCCCCUCGAGCAGCGGAGCAGGGUGCAGCAGGCUCGACCUAGGUUGACCGGCGACGUGCUACGUCUCCUCCAUCGAGCAGCGGCGGCGGUGCGGGGCGCAGUCGGUUCGGCCUUCGUUGUUGGCGGCGGGGUCCCUCUCCUCCCUCGACCAUCUGCGGCAGUGCAGGAUGCAACAGGCGGCAAGGGACACAACGCUAGGUGCGGCGGCGGCGAAACUGCGGAAGCCUGCUCUUGUGGUGCGGGCGUGCGACAAUGCCAAGACAGAUACGGGGUGGAGGGCACGUGCGUGAAGGCGGCACGUUCCUCCAACUUCGGACGUGCCGCGGCAUGGGCGUCCCUGCUGUCGUCGUGCUCCCUGAUGCCAACUCCACCUUCCUCCCGCUGCUGGAAAUGCACAUCACCAUCCCAUGCCCUCAACCCGCUGCCUAGAGAAAGCCAUCUGAGAGCAAUAUGGAUGAUGCACAUGAACAGAAUGGCACUUCCAUCUCCACUGCACUGAAGGAGAUCAACCCCAUUGCCAUCAGCAUCGACUGGAACCUCCCAUCGACCAACAUCCUUUUCCUUUUUUUUCUCGAGGACUAACGCCGAAGUACAGAUGAUAUGGGGCACCCAAAAAAUUCCAAAAGAAUUUGCCUCUUGUUUGGACACCCCGAAGCAUUGGCUGGCGAGACUAUGGUUGGGCAAAGAGAGCUUCAGGAGACCGAGUAUGACACCUGACUCGACGGUUGUAUAUUCUUCAAGCAAAUAUGGAAGAAGUUCCUCGCGAGACAUGACACUAGGUCGGCACUGCUGUACUAAUUGCAUUUAAGACACUCACCAACAAUGAGUUGGAGAUUAUAGUCGUCCUUUCAUGUCCUAUAUGAAGUUGAAGAUCAUGUUGGACAAGUUCCGGGAUUUCAUGAUUUAAUUAGUCAUUUCUUUGCGCUUUUUUUGAACAAUGGAGGAGAAGCGCAUGUGAACUUCACAGAUACGAGAAGAAAAGGGCAAAAGACCGUACAAAGCUCAAUUCCUCUUGUAUUUAUUUUGUUUCCUCUUUGUCUACAUACUGAUUUUUUAAACUAUGCUUUGUGAAUCGAAUGUAUAUAGACAUGUGUUAGCGUGUUCGUUCACUUAUUAAU
Molecule: messenger RNA, 1379 nt
Organism: Hordeum vulgare subsp. vulgare (domesticated barley)
Lineage: Eukaryota; Viridiplantae; Streptophyta; Magnoliopsida; Poales; Poaceae
Exons: 3
Coding region: 245-760 (171 amino acids)
Source: RefSeq, a predicted model, not a curated record